Molecule: messenger RNA, 1845 nt
Organism: Colletotrichum karsti
Lineage: Eukaryota; Fungi; Ascomycota; Sordariomycetes; Glomerellales; Glomerellaceae
Exons: 6
Coding region: 1-1845 (614 amino acids)
Biological process (GO): vesicle-mediated transport; protein refolding; cellular response to unfolded protein
Cellular component (GO): cytosol; plasma membrane; nucleus
Molecular function (GO): ATP hydrolysis activity; misfolded protein binding; ATP binding
Source: RefSeq, a predicted model, not a curated record
AUGGCGGACGAGGUCUACGAUGGUGCCAUUGGCAUCGACUUGGGAACUACCUACUCCUGCGUUGCGACAUACGAGGGUACCAAUGUCGAGAUCAUUGCCAACGAGCAGGGUUCUUUCACCACCCCUUCUUUCGUCUCCUUCACCGACAAGGAGCGUCUGAUCGGUGAGGCCGCCAAGAACCAGGCUGCUAUGAACCCCAUCAACACCGUCUUCGAUGUCAAGCGUCUCAUCGGUCGCCGCUUCGAUGACCCCACCGUCAAGAAGGACAUGGAGUCCUGGCCCUUCAAGGUCGUUGACGACAACGGCAGCCCCAAGGUCUCCGUCGAGUACCUUGGCGAGACCAAGACCUUCUCCCCCCAGGAGAUCUCCUCCAUGGUUCUCCUCAAGAUGAAGGAGAUCGCCGAGACCAAGAUCGGCAAGAAGGUUGAGAAGGCCGUCAUUACCGUCCCUGCCUACUUCAACGACAACCAGCGUCAGGCUACCAAGGACGCCGGUGCCAUCGCUGGCCUGAACGUCCUCCGUAUCAUCAACGAGCCCACCGCCGCCGCCAUUGCCUACGGUCUUGGUGCUGGCAAGUCCGGCAAGGAGCGCAACGUCCUCAUCUACGACUUGGGUGGUGGUACUUUCGAUGUCUCCCUCCUGAACAUCCAGGGCGGUGUCUUCACCGUCAAGGCUACCGCCGGUGACACCCACUUGGGUGGCCAGGACUUCGACACCAACCUCCUGGAGCACUGCAAGAAGGACUUCCAGCGCAAGACCAAGAAGGACCUCUCUGGCGACCCGCGUGCCCUCCGUCGUCUCCGUACUGCCUGCGAGCGUGCCAAGCGUACCCUUUCUUCCGGUGCCCAGACCACCAUCGAGAUCGACUCUCUCUUCGAUGGCGAGGACUUCACCACCCAGAUUACCCGUGCUCGUUUCGAGGAGCUGAACGCCAAGGCCUUCAACGGCACCAUUGAGCCUGUUGCCCAGGUUCUCAAGGAUGCCUCCAUUGAGAAGUCCGCUGUUGACGAGAUCGUCCUCGUUGGUGGUUCCACCCGUAUCCCCCGCAUCCAGAAGCUUCUGUCCGAGUUCUUCGACGGCAAGAAGCUCGAGAAGAGCAUCAACCCCGACGAGGCCGUCGCCUACGGUGCCGCCGUCCAGGCCGGUAUCCUCUCCGGAAAGGCCACCUCCGCCGAGACCGCCGACCUUCUCCUGCUCGACGUUGUUCCCCUGUCCCUUGGUGUCGCCAUGGAGGGUAACAUCUUCGCUCCCGUCGUUCCUCGCGGAAAUACCGUGCCUACCAUAAAAAAGCGCACCUUCACCACUGUUGCCGACAACCAGCAGACCGUUCAGUUCCCCGUUUACCAGGGUGAGCGUGUCAACUGCGAGGACAACACCUCCCUGGGUGAAUUCACCCUUGCUCCUAUCCCUCCCAUGAGGGCUGGUGAGGCCGUCCUUGAGGUCGUCUUCGAGGUCGACGUCAACGGUAUCCUCAAGGUCACCGCCACUGAGAAGACCUCCGGCCGCAGCGCCAACAUCACCAUCUCCAACUCCGUUGGCAAGCUCUCUUCCCACGAGAUCGAGAACAUGAUCAGCGACGCCGAGAAGUUCAAGACCAACGACGAGGCCUUCAGCAAGCGCUUCGAGGCCAAGCAGCAGCUUGAGUCCUACAUUGGCCGUGUUGAGGAGAUCAUCUCCGACCCCACCCUGUCCCUCAAGCUCAAGCGCGGCCAGAAGGACAAGAUCGAGCAGCAGGUCUCCGAGGCCAUGGCCGCUCUUGAGAUCACCGACUCCUCCGCCGAGGACCUCAAGAAGAACGAGCUCGCCCUCAAGCGCCUCGUGACCAAGGCUAUGUCCUCCCGCUAA